CGCAAGGCAGGCAGGACAACGGCGAUGCCUCUGCAACCUUUGGGGAUCUGGGCGGUGCUUUGGCAAUAGCAACAACAAUUGAUACCCUUCGCGCAGCAAGAGGCCCCCUCCCGCCAGCCUUUGACACAAUCCUCUUUCGACACUCUGCACAUUCGAGUCGCAUCCGCCGCCACCAUCAUCAUCAUGCCUGCCACUUACAAGAGCACCCCUCUGUACGGCGGGGCCCUCAUCUGCGAUCUGCCAACACACUUUGCCGACGUCAGCACAAUCCGCCAAGUGCCCGACAAUCAAGAGGUCUACAUUGACAAGGAGGGCUUCACGAGCAUCGUCUUUGACAUUACCGAGCGCGUUGGCGGGCCCGGCAGCACUCCCGAAAUCGACGGCGAGGCCCUCACGACACACCUCGAAGACAUUGUCGGAGACGAGAUUGCCCGCACAAAAGUCUGGAACAGCGCCUCCACGCACUUCUCCCGGCUCGACGAGUCCAUACCCGCAUACACCCUCAUCGCGACACAAUCGCCCAAACCCGCGGACCCCAGCCGCGGCCCCGCGAGUGGCAGCCCGGACUUUACAGCCAUCAUCCUCACCCUGCUCCGGCUCGAGCGCGAAAAGACCGACAUCCUCGUGACCAUCAACGUGCCGCACAUCAAGGGCGAGUACGACGAGGAGGAGGUAGACCUGGAGCUCGGGAAGCAGGGCAAGUUGAUUGGCGACGCGGUCGACUACGCCGCCAAGAUCUGGGAGACGUUCAAGGUCAAGGACUGGACGCUUUUCAAGGAGAUUUGAGUGUGGUCCAUGAGCGUGGCGGCGCAAACUCUUGGCCGCCGCCUGGCGAGAUAUAAAGUGCACCCGACAGGGCAUGGCAAGCUAGACCAGCUUUUACGCGUCGCUAUAGGAGCGGGACUUCUGCGGCUCGCAGCAUGUGCAGCCAGGAAAUGCGCGGGAAGCGUAGCACGGGAUUUUAGCGGAUCACGGUUUUACGACAUGCGACGUCUCCUACAAUCUCAAGACACACAAAAUUCGCAAGUACUGAAACGUAGCCGCCAGCUAUUUGACGUGAGCCAGCGACUUGGGCCGGAGGAUAGCGAAAGGCUCGCCUCGCUUCCAUCAGAUCUAUUCCAAGUGCUCCUUUGUAGAGAGACAGGGCUGUCUCUGAUACUCCUACAACCUCACCCUGCUCUACUUCCAAUCUCGCCAUAUUAUCA
Messenger RNA from Microdochium trichocladiopsis, 1205 nucleotides. RefSeq lists its product as uncharacterized. The coding region runs from base 184 to 786 and encodes 200 amino acids. Gene Ontology annotation, biological process: protein import into nucleus. The record is from RefSeq and is a predicted model, not a curated record. Gene Ontology annotation, molecular function: guanyl-nucleotide exchange factor activity; small GTPase binding. The transcript has 3 exons. Lineage: Eukaryota; Fungi; Ascomycota; Sordariomycetes; Xylariales; Microdochiaceae. Gene Ontology annotation, cellular component: nucleus.